CCCCGCGGAGGCCCCCCGAGCGGGGCAGCGGCGGCCCCUUCGGGCAACCCAGUGUCCAUGACGCUGUUCGCGGCCUGGGAAAUGGACGGCUCCGGCCCCCUCUGCGUCCCUCGGUUGUGCAGCCUGACUUUGAAGAAACUGGUGGUGUUAAAAGAAUUGGAUAAAGAUCUCACUUCUGUGGUAAUAGCUGUCAAAAUGCAGGGUUCAAAACGAAUACUACGGUCUCACGAAAUUGUACUGCACUCAAAUGGGCAUAUAGAAACAGAACUUGCGCUGACCUUUUCCCUACAGUAUCCCCAUUUCUUGAAAAGAGAAGGCAAUCAGCUUCAGGUCAUGCUACAAAGAAGGAAGCGGUAUAAGAACAGAACAAUUCUGGGCUACAAGACGCUGGCAGGAGGAUCAGUUAACAUGGCCGAGGUAAUGCAGCACCCAACAGAAAGUGGCCUGGUUUUGAGCCUUUUCAGCAGCAUCAAGGAAGCAAUAACCAAAGUAGCCGAGAUCUGGAUCUUCUCUCUGUCCAGCCAGCCAAUAGACCAAGAAGAAAGUACUGUACAGACAAGCCAGAAAAUCAAGUCAUCAGACAACUAUUCUGAAGAGGAAUAUGAAAGUUUCUCUUCUGAACAAGAAGCAAGCGAUGAUGCUGUUCAGGUGCAGGAUUUGGAUGAUGAUGACUAUGAGUUGGGGAAGCCAAGGAAGCAGCGGAGGUCGAUAGUAAGAACACCAUCCAUAACUAGGCAAAACUUCAAGCAAAAAGUGGUGGCUUUGUUGAGAAGGUUUAAGGUCUCAGAAGAGGUUUUUGAUUCUGAGCAGGAUCCAGCUGAGCAUGUUGCAGAAGCUGAAGAAGACCUCGACCUUCUCUAUGACACACUCGAUAUUGACAACCCUAGUGACAGCGGCCCCGACAUGGAAGACGAUGAAAGCGUUCUAAGCACUCCGAAGCCAAAACUAAAGCCCUACUUUGAAGGCAUGUCUCACUCAAGCUCUCAGACAGAAAUUGGGAGCCUCCACAGCGUUAGAAGCCAGAAAGAGCCACCCAGUCCUGAGAAUCUUGAGCAAGAAGAUACUCUGGAAACUGAACAACUUUCUUCUCUGGAUAUCUUCCUUGAAAAGCUUCCACCAAGUGGCAGAAUUACAAAGACAGAAUCUCUCAUCAUUUCUUCCAUUAGAUCCGAGGGGAAGCAGACCGGUCGCAGAGGCAGAAGCACAUCACUGAAAGAGAGGCAGCCAGCGAGGCAGCAGAAUGAACGGGCCAACAGCCUAGACAACGAACGGUCGCCAGACACCAGGCACCACUUGCAGAUCCCUAGGAAAACUGUGUACGACCAGCUGAAUCACAUCCUCAUCUCAGAUGACCACCUCCCAGAAAACAUUAUUCUUGUCAAUUCUUCUGACUGGCAAGGACAGUUUCUUUCAGAUGUCUUGCAAAAACAUUCUCUUCCAGUUGUCUGCACAUGUUCGUCUGCUGAUAUUCAAGCAGCUUUUAGCACUAUUGUCUCCAGAAUACAGAGAUACUGUAACUGCAACUCUCAGCCUCCCAACCCAAUUAAAAUUGCAAUUGCUGGAGCCCAGAAUUACCUCAGUGCUGUGUUGAGGCUCUUUGUAGAACAUCUGUCUUACAAAACUCCAGACUGGCUCAGCUACAUGAGGUUUCUCAUCAUACCAGUAGGGUCUCACCCAGUAGCACAGUAUCUGGGCUCGGUCGAUUACCGGUAUAACAACUUCUUCCAAGAUCUGUCCUGGAGAGACUUGUUUAACAGGCUCGAAGCUCAAAGUACUGUCCGGGAAUCGCCAGAUAUUGUCUCCCGAAUAACCCAAUAUAUAGCAGGAGCAAACUGUGCACACCAGUUACCUAUUGCAGAGGCCAUGUUGACAUAUAAGCAGAAAAGCCCCAAUGAAGAAUCUUCUCAGAAGUUCAUUCCUUUUGUAGGGGUGGUAAAAGUUGGAAUAGUUGAACAGUCCUCUGCAACAUCAGGUGACUCGGACGAUGCAGCUCCUUGUAGUUCACGUGUCAUUUCCUCUACCCCGCCUUCUGUGUCUCCUGCUGUGAAGGACUCUUCCCCCACCCCACCUUCUUCACCGUCUGUCACGGGCAGCUUUUCUUCCUCCAGCCAGAGCUUUGGUAUGGAGUUGAUGGGACUACAGGUGGAUUACUGGAUUGCAACUCAUCCCGUGGAGAAGAAAAGAGACGUAGAGAAAAAAGAUCCCUCUACUGCUAAGAACACACUGAAAUGCACUUUCCGGUCUCUCCAGGUCAGCCGGCUCCCUGCAAGUGGGGAAGCUGCUUCCAUGCCAGCUAUGUCAAUGACAGUUGUCACAAAGGAAAAGAACAAAAAAGUUAUGUUUCUGCCUAAGAAAACAAAAGACAAGGAAUUUGAUGCUAAGAGCCAAUGUAUUGACGGGAUCAGUCGGUUGAUUUGCACAGCAAAGCAUCAGCAAACUAUGUUACGGGUCUGGAUUGACGGAGUGGAGUGGAACGAUGUGAAGUUCUUCCAGCUAGCAGCACAGUGGUCUUCUCACGUCAAGCACUUCCCGAUCUGCAUUUUUGGGCAUUCCAAAUUUUAACGUGGCUGCGUUCAUAGGACAGUUUUGCCAGCAA
Euleptes europaea (tarantolino) is the source of this 2596-nucleotide messenger RNA. It is a transcript of the gene PACS2, whose product is annotated as phosphofurin acidic cluster sorting protein 2. Gene Ontology annotation, biological process: protein localization to plasma membrane. Bases 58 to 2562 code for a protein of 834 amino acids. Gene Ontology annotation, molecular function: transmembrane transporter binding. The transcript has 23 exons. The record is from RefSeq and is a predicted model, not a curated record. Lineage: Eukaryota; Metazoa; Chordata; Lepidosauria; Squamata; Sphaerodactylidae.